CCCCCCUUCCUCCUCUCUCGUACCGCACUCUCACGAGCGCCGCCUCCGCCGCCGCGGCAUAUCCAGCCUCCUGCGCCGACCUCCUAAGUGUCUGGAUCCGUCGACCCGAAGCACUUAUUCACGUGACGGGUUACAGAAUAUAAACUAAAAGUGUGUUGCCAUGGCUCAGGAUGCUGUCGCUCUUAAUGGACUGAAUUACGAGAGUCAUAUGCAGUUUAGGAUGUCCGUCGUACCGAUUCUUAUAUAUCGUCGUCAACAGAAAGAGGAACAGGAACAUGAAGGGGAAGAGGAACAGGAACAUGAAGGGGAAGAGGAACAGGAACAGGAACAUGAAGGAGAAGAGGAACAGGAACAGGAACCAGAGCCGGAACCGGAACCGGAACAGGCAAAUCCAAAUGACCCAAUUUCUGUUGUUCCGGGCAUAGUCACUGUCGCUGGUGAGACAUUUUGCCACAUCAUAGCAAAUAAGAGAUUGCUUUUUACCCGUCGUCGAGGCAGGUAUAGAUUUGAAAUUGCUUUCCCCAACAUGAACUUAGACCUUGACAACCUCAAUGUGGAAAGACAUGGCUUGUUGGCUGCUUUCUACUGCCCUGUUCCUGCUGGAACUGUAGAUGCCGUGCAUUUCAGCAAUCAAACUGCACAGAACCAAAAGCUCAAGAUGUAUGGAUACCAGAUUAGUGCAUCAGGACAAGUACAAAGGGAUCUAACUAAUGGCUAUCUGACUCACAUAGGGAACCGUGUGGGGCAAGAAUACAUCGGACAUGAUUGUACUCCUUCAAAGUUAUCGCUAAGUGGGUCACCCAUUUUUAAUGAGGAAAGACAGCUCGUUGGUAUAUCAUACGCGGAUUUUGGUAUAACCAAGGCCUUGAAUGUGGAGAAUAUAGCUUCCAUGCUUUCAGAGUUUUAUGAUGGAAUGGAGAACAGGCCUAUGUCAGAUAUCUUACAACGUAUCAGAGAUGUUGGUGAACAUCAAUUUGUUCAGCCUGCGGAUCAUAUGACUUGAUGGGCCUUUGUGUGAACUUGUAGGAAGGAAGUUAGAACAUUGGUUUUGUUUUCGUUGUUUACUCGGUUUGUUACCUAGCUUUAGCUUCUCCUUGACUGUUCCAAGUAGUCUACAUGUGCAAACACUGUAUGUGCCAUUUGGUUGGUGGUGUUUCCCUGCACGUAACAGAACAUUCUGUUCAGUCUGUAACUCUGUGCCUGUUGUGAUCCAAUCUGACGAAGUAGCUUACAUUUGAGAUCCAGUCUGAUGAGUAGUGUGACAAUGCGAUGUCUUGUUAUUGUGAACUGAGAUUAUCCAAAUCCAAUCAAGUUUUGAUGUGAUCCA
This is a messenger RNA of Triticum aestivum (bread wheat), 1327 nucleotides long. RefSeq lists its product as uncharacterized. The transcript is spliced from 6 exons. Bases 161 to 1003 code for a protein of 280 amino acids. NCBI's taxonomy places the organism in Eukaryota, Viridiplantae, Streptophyta, Magnoliopsida, Poales, Poaceae. The record is from RefSeq and is a predicted model, not a curated record.